Haemonchus placei is the source of this 549-nucleotide messenger RNA. Lineage: Eukaryota; Metazoa; Nematoda; Chromadorea; Rhabditida; Trichostrongylidae. The record is from the annotation of a GenBank genome assembly.
CUGUGCCAAUCACCUUUAUCACCACAAGCCAGAGGUUCUACACAUAGUCGAGUGAGCCAUGUUAGAUGUAGUUACAAAGUUACAUGUAGUUGUUUUAGACCUGCAACUAUUCCUCGACAGUCAAACGAACCAGCUUACCAGCGCAGCGAGACUCUUCGUCUUAUCAAGGAAGAGGAAGGCAAGCCAAAAGGUAACCUCUCCGAUCAUCCCAAUCCACAAGGUCUACCAGUGUGUUUCCUCUGCAACAGACCAAUUCUGGGAGUAAUGGCUCGCGCUGCUGGUCACGAUCUACAUGGAGACUGUCUGUCAUGUGCCACAUGUGGAAGCAGCCUGCGCAAUGUCGGUCAUCAUUUCAUCGAAGACAGAUUUUAUUGUGAUGUGCAUGGUCGCCAGAAGAAAGGACAAGGAGCGCCCGUGGAUCCUGCGCUAGCAGUGAAGACAUCACCGACAGGUAAUCCUGAAAGAUCGGCAGACGUGAGCCCAACUCCUCAGCACACCGGCACCCACAUCCACUACGGAACACCCAAAACACAUGGUACACUUAGGUAA